Sordaria macrospora k-hell is the source of this 2493-nucleotide messenger RNA. RefSeq lists its product as uncharacterized. The record is from RefSeq and is a predicted model, not a curated record. Lineage: Eukaryota; Fungi; Ascomycota; Sordariomycetes; Sordariales; Sordariaceae.
AUGCCACCAAUCUCGAUAUCCCUCCCUGAACACCUGGCACGGCCGUCCGACAAGACUUCAUCGGUAACCGUCACAGCCAUUCCCUUGGCCUCGCCCACAACCACCACCGCGGUGUCUAACAAGCAGCCCAGCCUCUGCUCAUUUUGCUCCCUCAUUGACUUCUCUUUGCUCCGUUAUCCCACAACCACUGAUCUCUGGUCUCUGAACGAUGGCCACCCAGCACCCCAAGACCUCAGUCCCUUCAAGCGCAACCCAUAUGCCAAAGUUGAGCCAACAUGGACUCUAGGCCUUCUCUCCCGCAUCCGCAAAUCUUCCUCCUCCUGCGAUCUUUGCCACGCUAUUAGCACCGUCCUAGACCAACAGCCACAUGCCCUCGUCACACUUGCCGAUAUGGGCGUAAAAGAUCCAUUGGUCUUGGGCACGGUAGCCCUUUGUGGAAGGUUGUCGGCGCCCGAAGGGACAUCUUGGUUAGAACAUGAUGACAAAUACGGCGGGCUGAAAGAAAGGGACUGCUUCUUCCUCAGACGAUUGGGGCUGCUGUUCCGACCGGCCGACAAAGACGAGGAUGUGGAAGAGCCUGGAAUGGCGAAGAAGAUCGAAAGCUGGUUUUCCAUGAUGGACAGUUUCCAGACCAUGAACACCGCAAUCCCUCAGGGCUUUGGGGAUGGAGCCGAGGACAGAAAAGGGGUGCUGAUGGGAGACGAGGAGGACCCAGAGACGGUUUGGUUUGCAGGAAGGAAGAGACCUGAGAUGAUUGACAUUGGCUUGAUCAAGCAAUGGCUCGGCGAGUGCUUGGAGAACCACAGGGACAGAUGCGGGAUCAGUGAGGAGGUGGAUGAGGAUGAUGACCCGGACUUGGUUGAACACAUGAGACGCUUGAGCAAACCAAUUUCCCUUUUCCGCCUCAUUGACGUCAAGAAGAAGUGCAUCGUCACCAAGUACAACCUCUACGACGUCGACAUGUCCGGCCUGAGGUUUGCUUCACUCAGUUAUGUCUGGGGUGUCACCCCACAGAAACUAGUCCUCGAAAUGAAGAACGAGUACGAGCUUCAACGGCCCAACUCUCUCGUCGGGAAAGUCUCCCAGACCAUCUCGGACGCCAUUCACCUGACCGAACAACUGGGCCUUAAAUACCUCUGGGUCGACGCCCUGUGCAUCAUCCAAGACUCCGACGAUGAUAAGGUCAUGCAACUUGGCAACAUGGCCAAUGUGUACGCCCACUCUUUGUUCACCAUUAUUGCGGCGGCGGGUGACGACGCCAACUUUGGUCUUCCCGGCAUCCGCACCCCCCGUGAUGCAGCCCAAGAGGUAGUCCCGGUCAUCGCCCCGUCAGACAACCAAGCCGGAAUGUCCCUCAUUACUGCUCUCUCUCCUACUCAUCAGUCCCAUGAACACCCAACCCGCAAGACCGUCUGGGCCUCUCGCGGGUGGACACUCCAAGAACGGGCCCUCUCCCGACGUGCCAUUGUCAUCAUGAAGAACCACGUCCUCUGGUCCUGCUCACGCUCUCACUACUCGGAGGAAUCCUGCUGCGAGACCGAUACCCUCGGCACCCUAGCGUGGUUCGGCCUUCAAGAAUCUGACCCCAUCCUCAACUCCUCCGAGCGAACGUGGUAUACCGAAGACAUCCCCGAAGAGCAAGUCUGGUACAAGUUCCAACGCUUGGUCCAGGACUACUCCGGCCGCAAUCUGAAAUACCAAGGCGAUGCGCACGAUGCCUUUAGUGCGGUGGUGGAACAAGUCCGCAGAACGACUGGAGAGAACUUUCUCUGGGGCAUGCCUAGCGGCCGAUUCGAGCUUUGUCUCUGCUGGGAACCUUACCGGCGAGGUCUCACAAGGAGAACGGAGCUAACUACGCUGGAGAUGACCAGCUUCAAGCGACAUGUUCCCCUACCAAGUUGGUCGUGGCUGGGAUGGUCCGGAGCAGUCAUUCUCAAAGUACAGGCCCUCGAGCCCGAGAGGGACUUCAACCCGAAGGUGGUUUGUUUCGUUCUCCGCAAUCACCCACUGCGCGUUAUUUCGGUGCGACGAGUUUCAGUCGACAAUGACCCCGAGCGAGCCAAUUCCUGGGCCAUUCCCAACAUUACCGACAGCAAGUACUCGGUCACUCUAGAAGAUAUCUACGACAACCUCCCAUCUUUGACCCCCGAAGUUCUGCUCGACACACCAGAUGAUCAACUCAUCUUCUUUUGGACCGAGUCAGCGCGCUUCAAGCUCUCAAACCUCAAAGUGCAGGGACCGUCGGUCUUGCAAGACAAUCCAUUGCAUGUGAAGGAGUACACCAAGUAUUAUCGAGACAUUAUCAAUGAUGAAGGAGAUGUGGUGGGGAAGACGCAUCCCUGUGAUCCUGAAGCCAAGGAUAUUGGCCUUGACGAACACGGUGACGGAAAAUGCGAGUUCAUCCGUCUUGCGAACAACUAUCUUCCUUUCUGCGACCCAGAGAAGUUGGUGAUGCAGGUACGGAGAGGCACCGGAAAGGAAAUAAGGACGUGA